Pteronotus mesoamericanus is the source of this 3302-nucleotide messenger RNA. RefSeq names its product zinc finger protein 551-like. Lineage: Eukaryota; Metazoa; Chordata; Mammalia; Chiroptera; Mormoopidae. Gene Ontology annotation, biological process: regulation of transcription by RNA polymerase II. The transcript has 3 exons. Gene Ontology annotation, molecular function: DNA-binding transcription factor activity, RNA polymerase II-specific; RNA polymerase II cis-regulatory region sequence-specific DNA binding. Bases 1 to 1395 code for a protein of 464 amino acids. The record is from RefSeq and is a predicted model, not a curated record.
AUGGCACCAAGACCUGGUAUCUGCUCUGAUGUGGUGACUCAAGAAAUGAAGUUUGAGGAUGUGGCCAUCGCCUUCUCCCAGGAGGAGUGGAGGCUCCUUAAUGAGGCUCAGAGACUUCUGCACUGCGAUGUGAUGCUGGAGAUCUUUGCACUUGUAGCAUCUGUGGGUUGUUGGCAUAAAAAGGAAGAUGAGGAGGCCCCUUCUGAGCAGAGUGUAUCUGUAGAAGGAGAGUCACAGGUUGGGGCUUCUAAGACAGCUCCUGCACCCCAGAAGACCCAUCCCUGUGAGCACUGUGUCUCAAUCUUGAAAACUAUUUUGCAUCUGACUCAGUUCCAAGCAGCGUACCUUCAGCAGAAAGCAUUCUUCAGUGGUGCAUGUGUGAGAGGCUUCUGUUUCAGUGCAGACCUUCACCAGCAGCAGAGGCCUGUGAGUGCAGAGAAACUCUGGAAAGGAGACACGGACAGGGCCUCGUUUGUGACCAGAGGCAGGUGUCAUGUAUCAGAGGCGCCUCUCACCAGUAGGGUGGUUGGGAAGGACUUCCCAGCCAUCUCGGGCCUUCUCCAGCACCAGGCCACUCCUUACAGUGAGGAACCCCACAAUGGCGGGCAGGCCUUUCUCGGUGGAAAAAGUCAUCACCAGUGGGGUGAAUGUGAAAAAGCUGCCAGCCACAACCACAAACUUGUUCAACGUCAGGGCGUCUGCUCUGGAGAAUGGUUUUAUGAGUGUAGCAAAUGUGGGAAAGCCUAUAGAAAGCUCUUUAACCUUAUUCAGUGUGGGAGAGCUCACCGGGUAGAAAAGCCAUAUGAGUGCAGUGUUUGUGGGAAAUGCUUUAACCGUAAAUUUUUCCUUAUUCGACAUCAGAGUGUUCACACUGGAGAAAAGCCAUAUGAGUGUAGAGAUUGUGGGAAGUCCUUCAGCCAAAGCUCUAAUCUCAUUCAACAUCAGAGAGGUCACACUGGAGAAAAGCCAAAUGAGUGCAGUGUUUGUGGGAAAUGUUUUAGGUAUAAAUAUAUCCUUAUUAAUCACCAGAGAAUUCAUACUGGAGAAAAACCGUAUGAAUGUAGUGAUUGUGGGAAGUCCUUCAGACAAAGCUCUGCCCUCAUUGAACACCAGAGAAUACACACUGGAGAAAAGCGGUAUGAGUGUAGUGUUUGUGCAAAAUGGUUUUGCCGCAAAUUUAACCUUGUUCAACAUCAGAGAAUUCACACUGGGGAAAAGCCAUAUGAAUGUAGAGAUUGUGGGAAAUCCUUCAGACAGAACUCUAAGCUCAUUGAACACCAGAGAGUCCACAGUGGAGAAAAGCCUUAUGAGUGCAGUGCUUGUGGAAAAUGUUUUAGCCGCAAAUUUAACCUCAUUAAACAUCAGAGAGUUCACAAUGUAGAAAAGACCGUAUGACUGUAGUGGUUAUGGUAAAUACUUUAGCUAAAAAAUCAUCCUCAUUCAACACCAGAGAAUUCAUGCUGGAGGAAAGCCUUAAGAGUGCAGUGAUAGUGGGAAAUGCUUUAGCUACAAAUCUAACCUCAUUAAUUACCAGAGAGUUCAUACUGUAGAAAAGCCAUAUGAGUGUUGUCAAUGUGGGAAAUCUUUUAGACAAUGCUACCAUAUUACUCCACACCAUCAAGUUCAUUCUGGGGAAAAGCCUUAUGAGUGUAGCAAAAGUGGGAAAUAUCUUAGCCAUAAAUCUCACCUCCCUAAACACCAGAGAGUUCACACUGGAGAAAAGCAUUAAAUGUGCUGUGAAUGUUUUAUUUCCUCACUCUGUAUAUCAACACAGGAGGGAUCCUCCUUUGAGAUCCUUUUACCUUUUUUAUGCCUUUUUAAGCCCUUUUAACAGAACAUAUACCAUGCUAGAUUCCUCAUAAGUUUCAGGUACAAGCAUGUCUUUAAGAAGCUGCUUUCCACUUUCUAACCUGCCCAGGGGUAUUACCAGAGAUUGAUGUCAGUUUUUGGGGCUGAAGUCAUUUCACUACUACCACCUGUCCCACCUGCACAAUGUGUUCAGGGAAGCCGACCUCUGUUGUCCCUUUUUCUUGAAAAAAUGAUCAAUUCUCUGAGCUCUUGGCAGGAUCCUCAUUCCCUCUUCUCUGACUGGGGAAUGAAGCUGACUCUGUUUUGUCUCAGAAAACCUAUCCUCAGCUAAGAAGGACUAUCUGUUUCACCACAUUGUUCUCAUAUGCUGUGAUAAAGUUUUACAGGUUCUCUUUCACCAACUGCUUGCUGUACGCUGCUCUGGUAUAUGGUCUUAUUCCAGUGGUCUUUUUGCUAUUGUGCCUCUAACUUUGGUGUAUCUAUUUAGUGCAUGGGAUGAUUUGAAAGCAGAAUUGUGAUCUGUCAGCAUGUAGGAGUGAACAGAUUUUGUGGGGAUCACAAAUUUCCUAUGCUUUGGAAGGGACAGAAUGAUGGAAGAAAAUUGCUCUUUGUUCAGUAUUGGUUUAUUUUGCAUUGGUGCCCAAGGCCUUGAAAAAAAAUACUGCAUGGCUUUGUGGUCAGAAUUUGCAGCCUUGUUCCCUGACUAUUGGGGAGGUCAAAGGUCACCCUGAAGAAGAAGCAUCCUGUUGUGUUUCUAUGAGCAACAUGAAUUUUAUUCCUUUUUUUACUUUUAUAUAAUUCCCAGCUAUGUUGAGGGGACAUCCUCCACAGGUUUUGCAAAGGUCCCAUGUGCCAUAAUGUACAAAAUUUUAUAGGCUGGUAUCAUUUAUUGUAAAACUCUGCAGGUUAUGUGGAACUACAAUUGGGACCGAAACACCGUAUUAAUAAUGAGUGGAAGAGACUGCAAUAAAUUAGAUGAAAGGUGCCUCUUUUGAACGUUCAUCCAUGAAUGCUUCAGGGACUAUGGCUUGUGUAAUCUGUGUGUAAAAACAUUCUUGGGCCCCCAUAACUGUUUCCUAUAGCUGAAGUCACUGGCAGAGAAAAUAAUGUAAUGCCUUUGUGGAUUCUUCUGGCCUCUCUUGGUGUUCACCUCAAGGUUGUUGCUCUACAGAAAAGAAAAAGUAGAAGGAUGAUCUUGUCAUUCUCAGGAUGUGUCUAUUAUGACCCAGUCAGCAUUACUGUUGAUUUGAUGCCAAGAGUCUUCACUGUUUGCCAGCAUUUGCUGCUGCUGAGGCAAGGCUGCCCCUCCUAGGACAUGAGGAGAGAGAUGGUAAAAUCUAUACAGUGUUGCCAACCUGACUUUCUACAAAACAGAGAUGUCUAGAUCUUUAUUAAGAACCACUUUUUAAAGCUUUAUUCAGGUUCCUUUAUGAUUGACAUAUGACAAAGUGCACUUACCUGAUGUGGAUUGUUUGGUGAGCUCUGGUAUACGU